This is a messenger RNA of Vidua macroura (Pin-tailed whydah), 2812 nucleotides long. RefSeq names its product bone morphogenetic protein 2 (gene BMP2). Gene Ontology annotation, cellular component: extracellular region. Bases 446 to 1642 code for a protein of 398 amino acids. Gene Ontology annotation, molecular function: growth factor activity; cytokine activity; BMP receptor binding. NCBI's taxonomy places the organism in Eukaryota, Metazoa, Chordata, Aves, Passeriformes, Viduidae. The transcript is spliced from 3 exons. The record is from RefSeq and is a predicted model, not a curated record. Gene Ontology annotation, biological process: negative regulation of transcription by RNA polymerase II; BMP signaling pathway; SMAD protein signal transduction.
CUUUUUUAAGGGAGCGGAGACAAGUCAAGCUUCAUCUUGAUGUUGCUGCGGGAGCGUCGGUAAAUGUCCAUCUGUCUGAUGAGCGUGAUGCAAAAGACAUUUUUGAAAAGGAGCCUUUUAACUCCGUAGACACGUAGGGACCCAUUCACGGGCAGGCACACACACGCGAGGAGGAGGAGGAAGAAGAAGAAGCAACUUCACGAUCGCUGCUUGUAAAAGGGAGAAGCUUUUUCCCUGGCUGGGACUUGCCUUCUACCUCCUCAACCGGCUGCUAAAAGUAUGUUUCCGAGGCGGACUGCACUUCAGGGAACUUCUAUUUUCUGCUCGGCAGCUGUAGAGGAGCAGCAGCGAAGUUUGGAGUAACACCAAGUGAUGCGGGAAAAACACCCCGAGAGCAGAACACCCUCCUGCAGACACAACCCCUGCCGCUGCACACAGGUUGAUCAUGGUUGCCGUGACCCGCUCGCUCCUGGCGCUGCUGCUCUGCCAGGCGCUGCUGGGCGGCGCGGCCGGGCUCAUGCCGGAGGUGGGUCGGCGGCGCUUCAGCGAGCCGGGCCGCGCCGCCUCGGCCGCGCAGCGCCCCGAGGACCUGCUCAGCGAGUUCGAGCUGCGCCUGCUCCACAUGUUCGGGCUGAAGCGUCGGCCCAGCCCCGGCAAGGACGUCGUCAUCCCGCCCUACAUGCUGGACCUCUACCGCCUGCACGCGGGGCAGCAGCUGGGGCAGCCGGCGGCGCUGGGCUUCCCGCUGGAGCGGGCGGCCAGCCGCGCCAACACCGUCCGCAGCUUCCACCACGAAGAAGUUUUGGAAGAACUGCCAGAAACAAGUGGGAAAACAGCACGGCGUUUCUUCUUUAAUUUAACUUCCAUCCCUCAUGAGGAGUCUAUCACCUCAGCUGAACUCCAGAUUUUUCGGAAACAGGUGCACGGAACCUUUGAGAACAACAGCAGCUACCAUCACCGUAUUAAUAUUUAUGAAAUUAUAAAGCCAGCCACAGCCACCUCUAAGGACCCUGUCACAAGACUUUUGGACACCAGGUUGGUGCAUCAUAAUGCAAGUAAAUGGGAAAGUUUUGAUGUAACGCCAGCUGUUUUGAGGUGGAUUGCACAUGGACAACCUAAUCAUGGGUUUGUGGUAGAGGUGGUUCACUUGGACAAAGAGAACAGUGCCUCCAAGAGGCACGUUAGGAUUAGCAGGUCUUUACAUCAGGAUGAAGAUAGCUGGUCUCAGCUCAGGCCAUUGUUAGUGACGUUUGGGCAUGAUGGCAAGGGACACCCGCUCCAUAAAAGAGAAAAGCGUCAAGCGAAACACAAACAGCGUAAACGCCACAAAUACAGUUGCAAAAGGCAUCCAUUAUAUGUGGACUUCAAUGAUGUGGGGUGGAAUGACUGGAUUGUUGCCCCGCCGGGGUAUAGUGCCUUUUACUGCCAUGGGGAAUGUCCUUUUCCACUGGCAGAUCAUCUAAACUCAACAAACCAUGCCAUUGUUCAGACUUUGGUCAAUUCAGUGAAUUCCAAAAUCCCUAAGGCUUGCUGUGUGCCGACAGAACUGAGUGCUAUUUCCAUGCUCUACCUUGAUGAAAAUGAAAAAGUUGUAUUAAAGAACUAUCAAGAUAUGGUUGUGGAGGGUUGUGGGUGCCGCUAACACAGCAAAUAUAUUAGACAAAUGCAAAAAAAAAAAAAAAGCUGACACUUUAAUAUUUCCCAAUGAAGACUUUAUUUAUGUAAUGAAAUGGAAAGAAAAAAAAACACAACUAUUUUGAAAAUAUAUUUAUGUCUACGAAAAAGUUGGGAAAACAAAUAUUUUAAUCAGAGAAAUAUUCCUUUAAAGAUUUUAAAUGUAUUUUAGUUGUACAUUUUAUAUGGGUUUAACCCCCAGCACAUGAAGUAUAAUGGUCAGAUUCUUAUUUUGUAUUUAUUUACUAUUAUAACCACUUUUUAGAAGAAUAGCUAAUUUGUAUUUAUAUGUAAUCAAAAAAGAAAAAAAUAUAGGGUUUGUACAUAAUUUUCCAAAUUUGUAGCUGUUUCAAUUGUGUGUAUUUAAAUUGAAAAGAAUACAUGGAAGGUUACUAUGGCAAAGUGCAUAGCACAUUUGCUUUCUGCUGUGCUACUGUUAAGGUCACAAGUUCAAGUCCAGAAAAAAGUGGAUAAUCCACUCUGCUGACUUUCAAGAUUAUAUUGUACAAUUCUCAGGAAUGCUGCAGGGUGGGCUGUCCAAUCCAUGAGAACUGGCAUCCUCUUUAGGUGGAACAUUUGGCUAAGAACCAGACGUUGCUGAUCUAGUAUAAAUACUGCUAUUCCCAACUAAUUUGCAAUGUGAAUAUAAGGGCCAAUAGAAAUCCUAUGGGAGUUGGGGGUGGGGGAAGACUGAAUCCUUUCUAGACCUACAGAAAAGUGAAUGUUUGAUGUUUCCUUUAAAAGUCCUUCCUUUAAAAGUCCUGGCCAAAUAUAAAAUAAUAAAAACUAAAAUGUCAUUUUUUUUUUUGUGAUUAUCUAUGCUAAAGAGGAAUACUUACCUAAUUUGUACUGGCCCUUGUCUUUAACAGUUGGAAAAGCCUUGCAUACUUCCUCACCUCAGAUGAGAGCUCACUUCUGUGGAGUGUUACAGUGAAAUUAAUCUGCAAUUUUUGCCCUACAUGCAGUAAGCUGUUGUCAUAUGCAGCCUCCUCACUAACCUCAGCUGAUGGUUUUGCUGUUUGGCAAAUUAGCCUCUCUUCCUUUCCAGGGUUUUGUGUUGAAAACUUUUUUCCCUUCCCAAAUGUUUAAAUCUAUUUCAGAUAAUAAACCAUAGAAUUCUGAUAUUUCUUUCUGAGGA